GCCGGCGGGUAGGAGAGGACCCGGAGCUGCUGCAGACGGAUACACCGCACAGAGCGGCUGCGGAGCCCACGGCAGGUGUAGAAGCUUUGACAGCGCAGCGAUGGUAAUUGACGGAAUCGGGUUGAGGAGUGCAGUCUCGUAGCUUAGUGAUUAGAACGCUCGCCUCCCGAGCGAGAGGACUCGGGCGGGGGGCGAGACCUUAGAUUCAUAGGAUGGCCACAACUGAAACGAUGCUACCUGAGAAUAAAGGGGAAGGAAAACCAUCCCGAAGCGAUAUUCAGUAUCCAUUGAAAGUACUCUACUGUGGAAUUUGCUCAUUACCCACAGAGUAUUGUGAAUACAUGCCCCAGUACACCAAGUGCAGACAGUGGCUGGAGAAGAACUGUCCUGAGGAGUUUGCAAAGCUUAGUAUAGCAGAUCAAUGCCUACAGCAGGACGCGGGGGGCGGGGACACGCCCGCGGGAGAGGAAAAAGAAAAGAAGAAACAAACGAGAGGCGGCAGAGGUGUGAUUAGAAACAAGAAAAAGACGGUGCCCCAGAAAGUCACGAUAGCCAAAAUUCCACGAGCCAAAAAGAAAUACGUGACCAGAGUGUGCGGCCUGGCAACAUUCGAGAUCGAGUUAAAAGAAGCACAGAGGUUCUUUGCUCAGAAAUUCUCGUGCGGGGCUUCGGUUACGGGGGAAGAUGAAAUCACGAUUCAGGGCGACGUGACGGACGAUAUUAUGGAUGUUAUUCAAGAGAAAUGGCCUGAGGUGGAUGACGAGUCCAUUGAAGAUCUUGGCGAAGUGAAGAAGUGAGGUGACAGACAGACAGCGCUUUAUCAUUCUGGUCAGCGGGCAAAAUCAAUUCGGCUAAAAGAUCAAACACAAUCAAGCUUUUUAUUAAAGACAUCCCCUUCCUCCUCCUCCUCUCCACAAAUGGCCUCAGUGGAUUUGAGGCACUUACUUAUUGUUUGGUUGCCAAAGCCCCUGUGGGAUUCCUGGAUCACAUUGAAGAAUGUUGUGUGCACUAAGUCCUUGGUUUAAUAAAAGUCUCAGUUUGGAUUUCA
Callorhinchus milii (elephant shark) is the source of this 1048-nucleotide messenger RNA. RefSeq names its product density-regulated protein (gene denr). The transcript is spliced from 9 exons. Gene Ontology annotation, molecular function: mRNA binding; translation initiation factor activity. Gene Ontology annotation, biological process: translation reinitiation; formation of translation preinitiation complex. The record is from RefSeq and is a predicted model, not a curated record. Bases 213 to 797 code for a protein of 194 amino acids. NCBI's taxonomy places the organism in Eukaryota, Metazoa, Chordata, Chondrichthyes, Chimaeriformes, Callorhinchidae.